This is a messenger RNA of Carya illinoinensis, 996 nucleotides long. RefSeq lists its product as uncharacterized. The transcript has a single exon. The coding region runs from base 1 to 996 and encodes 331 amino acids. NCBI's taxonomy places the organism in Eukaryota, Viridiplantae, Streptophyta, Magnoliopsida, Fagales, Juglandaceae. The record is from RefSeq and is a predicted model, not a curated record.
AUGGAUAAAAGCUGGAUGCAUAUUACUAACCGAUUUAGGUCCACAGAAUAUCGGGAAGGGUUACAUCAAUUCAUGUCACUUGCCCAAGCUCAUGCAAUAACAAACAAUAUCAGGUGUCCUUGUCUUAACUGUCGUAAUAACUUUUUCCACACUAUAGACUUGGUGCAAAGACACCUAUUCACCAUAGGAAUUGAUGAAAACUACACCGAAUGGAUUUUUCAUGGGGAGGAAGAGACUUGGGAUGGUAAUGACCUUGAUGAUGAUGUCAAUGAACUGCAAAAUCACGAAUAUGUUGAUAACAUGGAUGAAAUGUUAGAUGACAUCCGUCUUGGAUCAUUUACGAAUGUAGAGCUAGUUGAACAAUCUACCGGGGAAGGACCCACCUAUGUGGACCCUAGGGCAAAAAACUUUGAUCAAUUAUUGGAAGAUGCUAAACGUCCACUCUACCCAGGAUGUGCUAAGUUCUCAAAGUUAUCAUUCAUUGUAAAGUUGUUGCAUAUAAGGACAAUUGGGGGGUGGAGUGUUAAAUCAUUUGACAUGCUACUAAAGUUGUUGAAAGUUUCAUUUCCGGAUGCACUUUUGCCUGACUCAUACCGUGAGUCACGACAGAUGGAGCGGGCCCUUAGUUUUAACUAUAUAAAGAUUGAUGUAUGUCGAAAUGAUUAUAUACUAUACUGGAAGGAGAAUGCUGACAAGCAUGAUUGUCCCAAAUGUAGUUUGUCAAGAUGGGUAACGUGCACAACUAAAGAGAAAAAAGUCCCCCACAAAGUACUUCAAUAUUUUCCAUUAAAACCAAGAUUGAAAAGGUUGUUUAUGUCAAAAGAUACAAUUGUAGCCAUGCGAUGGCACAAAGAACACCGUUUCGACGAUGAGAAUGUGAUGAGGCAUCCACGUGACUCAGUUGGGUGGAAGGAAUUUGAUCAAGAGCAUAUCUCAUUUUCUGUUGAUGCUCGUAACGUGCACCUUGGUCUAGCCAUUGAAUCCCCCUUUCAAUAA